AGAAGAGCGGCGUUUUAUAACCGUGUGGAGUUGUUCUCCAGAGAAUGCGUGUGUGAGUGAGCGAGUGAGUGAGCAAGAGAAAGAGAAGAGACUUUGUCAAAGGACGGCAGUAGCCGGCAUUUUUCCUUCCCAAUCGCCCGUUCGAUCCACCAGUUGUGUUUGCAGUCUCACGUUCCCGAAUUCGUGGAGGACUCCAACUCGCCUGCUAUCUAUCUCCUUCCCCCCCGGAUUGAACUGAAACGGCGGGCAAACUGCGAGCCAGGAACGACGACAGAAGCCAGGCAGGGAGGGAAGGAAGCCGCCGAUCAUGAUGACUCGAAGUCUUUAAGUGUACGAGGAAUGACUGCGGCUAGUUCGCAAGCACAAGAGCCUUGUUCAUCCGAAAAGGCGGCGACAGCGCCGUCGUCCUCGUCGAGUUUUUUUCCCUUCUCUCCUUUAAGCUGACCCUGAGCUGGAGCGUGCGUGCCGAAUCCCUCGGAAACCCAAUCCAUUGGUUACACCGAUGGGCUACAGCUAGCUGCUUGCCAAGCCGGGGCACUUCCUUCUUUGAGAAUUGUUUGCGUUGAAGCGAGAUGUGGGGGUCGGCGUUGUGUCGGCGUUGUGUCGGCGUCGGGCUGAUUGAGGGGCGGGAAACGGCGGUGGUCGUCGUUCCUGGGAAGUUGUCGUGGAAGGCAAAAGGGCUGACGGACGAAGGGACGGACGGAGUACAGAAGCCUAAGAAGAGAGCGAGCUAUGACUGAGGUCUGAUCACUAAAGAGAAGAGGAGAAGAACAACUCUGAUAUUGUUGAAGCAGUGGUUCGUGAAGUGAGUGAAACACGAUGGCGUCUGGAUGUGUAAAAACACGAAGAUUCUUCGAGAAUGGAACUCUGGCACAAUUCGAAUAUGUCCUGGGCCUCUACGACAAGUGUCUGAAGCUAAAGGCUGAUUCCAAAAGUCAGAAACCUGAGAAUAUUAUCAAAUUGGACAAGUGGUAUCAAAAUGAGUUGCCCAAGAAGAUCAAGUCCAGAGGCAAGGACCCACAUUUGAUUCAUGACGAGCUGGUGCAAACCAUCAAAUGGAAAUUAGCUCGCGGUAAAUUCUUCCCUCAACUCACCAAUCUUGUCCGGAUCAACACCCCGAAGGCGGUUCAAACAGAAACCAGAAAAGCCUUUCGGAAACUUCCAAAUGUUGAGCAAGCCAUAGCCAAUCUGUCCAAUCUGAAAGGCGUUGGCACCACGUUAGCUUCAGCCGUCUUGGCCGCUGGUGCCCCUGAUAUGGCCCCUUUCAUGGCCGAUGAAGUCUUGUGGGCUCUUCCGGACGUCGACAGCUUGGAUUACACGAUGAAGGAAUAUAAUCGCCUGGUUGAUCAUGUCAACCAAUGUCUGGAACGACUCAACGAGCAAGGAGCCACCACCUGGAAUCCUCACAAAGUCGAACUCGCCGUCUGGACCUAUUACAUUGCCAAUGACCUCAAACCCGAAUUACUAGACGAUAUGCCCGAGGAGAGUCGAGCCAGUGCUGCGACUGCGACCACUACCACCACCACCACCACAUCCUCCAACAAUCCCGUUUCUCCCGAAAAGGAGGACAAUGCGAGUGCACCAAUCACCAACGGAUCCACCGUGGCGACCACGCCCAGUGACGAGAAUGGCGACUCGAAAGAUUCCAAUGACUCCACCAAUGAGAGCAAAUCCAUCGCCGAUGCUGACGUGGCUGAAUCAGAGGAGGUCAAGCCUGCGGUUGAAACGCCUUCAGUAUCUCCGGAAGAGAAUGGGUCGUCGGGAAAGAAUGGGUCAAGUGAGGAUGGUGCUGAGGUGUCGUCAACGGCCGAGAACAACACUAAUGGCGGUUCAAUUGAGAAUGGCAAUAAGGACACAAAUGGUGCCAGCACUGCUACAAAUGGGGACGUGACCUCAACUCCGCAAGAGAAUGGCACAUCAAAGGACAAUUCUUCCGAUGAGAGUUCGUUGGCCAAGGAUAUCAUGGAUCAGUCCGAGGAGAACACGAAUGACUCCACCAAAGAGAAUAAGGAGGCCACGAAGCGCCCUGCACCUGCUGACAGCUCGACAGAUAGUGCGGAAUCGCAUCCCGAGCCCGCAUCAAAGAAACUGAAGGCCACGGAGGGCGAGUCAGCCCAGCCUGAUCUCGAACCUCAGAGCCAACAGAGUACUCCCCUGACAACGCGGGUUUUGAUCUAUGUUGAUUUCUUCAACCUGUUCGCCACCGAAAACCAGGACAUUUCCAUUGAAGACUCCAAGGCCAGGUUCGUGUCGUUCUUGAUCGAGCAGAUUAUCGUAGGGAGUCCAUUCGAUAUCCCUGGAGCUUGCGAUUUCAUUGGUCAACUUCCCGAGGACAACAAUUUUUUUGCCGCUUUCCACGGUCAGCAUCAACGGUUUCAUUCACGACAACGGAAGGAUGAAGAACGCAUGAUGGACAGGGGCUAUCUCACCCUUCAAGGGUUAGCCGUGGAACCACCACGGGGCGUGAGCGUGUUACCGGUGGCCUUGGCUUCGGUGGCACCCCCACCCUUGGAUCGUCACAAUGCCGUUUACUUGGGCAUGGUUCUCGCUGGAGUGGGAUUCUUACUUCCAUACAACAGCUUUAUCAUUGCUGUGGAUUACUUUCAAGACAAAUAUCCUGGGAGCACUAUCAUUUUCGACAUGUCUCUGGUUUACAUCCUCUCGGCCUUCGGUUCUGUUCUGUUGAACAAUAUGUUGGUAGAAGUUUUGUCCAUGAACAUUCGAAUAUGCAUUGGAUAUGCCAUCUCAUUUUCCGUACUGAUGUUCAUCACGGUCUUCGAAGUGUGGUUGGACGUGCUUCCCAAAGAAGACGCUUAUCGCAUCAUUUUGCUCUCCAUAUCUCUAUUGGCCGUGGGAUGCACGGUGCAACAAUCCAGCUUUUACGGAUACACCUCGAUGCUGCCCACUCGUUAUACUCAAGCUGUGAUGGCAGGAGAAAGCGCUGCUGGUUUCAUAAUAUCCGUUAGCCGGAUUCUUACCAAGACCUUGAUUGAAGAUAUUCAUACGAACACCAUGUACUUCUUCGGAUUGUCCUUGAUGAUUGUCGUAGCGUGUAUAUUUAGUUAUUCGCACAUCAGCGAAUCCGAUUUUGUCUCCUAUUACAUACAAAUUUGCCAACCUUCUAAGGGCAUUUUGACCAUGCGACCCGGCGACACACCCAUGAUCACCACACCCACUCGUAUAAACGAGAACUCGGAGAGGGAGAAUUCAAACACUUCAAAUGGGGAAGGUCCUUCGAUUACCGACUAUGUCGAGGUGGACUUGGACGACUCAAGGCCGAUAUUUGGACCCUCCUGUCAACUAGGAGAUGACGGAGGAAUGCCUGCAAUUCAAAUAUUUAAGGAGAGCCCGAACCGUCUAAAGAAGCUCUACUCCGAUAUCAAGGGAGGCUUGCAGGAUCGAUGGACUAUUGUUCGAAUCAUUUGGCCGUACAUGUUGGCAAUUGCGUUGGCCUAUUUUGUCACACUUUGUCUCUUUCCGGGGAUCGAGUCGGAAAUCACGAGCUGCUCGCUUCAAUCUUGGAUGCCGAUUCUUGUGAUGGCCGUAUUCAAUCUAUCAGAUCUCAUUGGCAAGAUUCUGGCGGCGCUUCCGUACAAAUGGUCUCGUCCAGAAUUGGUUCUCGUUUCGAUCUCGCGGGUUUUAUUGAUUCCUUUGAUGCUAUUUUGUGCCACGCCGCGAGCCCAGCCACUCAUAUCCAAUGAAGGCUACUCACUCGUCAUAUCAGCUGCAUUGGGUAUGUCAAACGGCAUAUUUGGAUCGGUUCCAAUGAUGUUAGCCCCCACCAAAGUGGACGAAACUCAAAAAGAGUUGGCAGGGAACAUUAUGACUUUGUCGUAUAGUAUGGGCUUGACCGUGGGAUCAGCCGUCGCCUACGGAUUGGAUGAAUUUAUCGGUCCAUCGUUAGAGCGGCAAUGUCCUUGAAACGCUUCUCACUCGUCAUAACUGAACAUAUCUCAAUGGAAACGAUUUGUACAAAUUUGCUAAGAACAUUAUGUUUCAUGAAAUAUUAAAAGAUAACUUCAUGACCGACAGUAGUACAUAAAAACCG
This is a messenger RNA of Tigriopus californicus, 4048 nucleotides long. RefSeq lists its product as uncharacterized. Gene Ontology annotation, cellular component: plasma membrane. The transcript has 16 exons. Gene Ontology annotation, biological process: nucleoside transmembrane transport. Gene Ontology annotation, molecular function: nucleoside transmembrane transporter activity; monoamine transmembrane transporter activity. NCBI's taxonomy places the organism in Eukaryota, Metazoa, Arthropoda, Copepoda, Harpacticoida, Harpacticidae. The coding region runs from base 820 to 3921 and encodes 1033 amino acids. The record is from RefSeq and is a predicted model, not a curated record.